This is a messenger RNA of Oryzias melastigma (Indian medaka), 2438 nucleotides long. RefSeq names its product tripartite motif containing 44 (gene trim44). The record is from RefSeq and is a predicted model, not a curated record. The transcript has 5 exons. Gene Ontology annotation, molecular function: zinc ion binding. Lineage: Eukaryota; Metazoa; Chordata; Actinopteri; Beloniformes; Adrianichthyidae. Bases 325 to 1500 code for a protein of 391 amino acids.
UUGAGCUCGUGGCUAAUCCUGUCGGUUGGGUUUCUCUCUCCAGCCUCUGAGCGUCUCUGUCGUUCUCAGUCGUCACUGCAAACAGGAAGUGGGGAAAAAAACUGCAGGUGUUGAAAACAAGGAAGUGAAAGGAUAGAAAAUAGAGCUCUUUGUGUUGUCAACAAAAAACCAAACAAACAAAAAAGCGAGCGAAGACGUUAAAGUGAUUUAAAAACCGACCGCAAAUGUGCUACGGAAGUUAGCUUUCAAGCUAAUUGUUCUGCUGACAGCGGUUUGAAAAGCCUUCUUAAAGUAAGUAGGAGCAGGAGGACUCUGACAACUGCUAUGGACCACAAAGGGGAACCUCUGGAAGGAGCUAUGGGGCCGAAUCAGGAGGAGCUGCCACAGAUGGACGGUUCGUGCGACGCAUGCGAGCCCGAUGAGGCCCAGCCAGCAACCCUUGUGUGCCACAUCUGCAGCUUUGCCUUCUGCCCCGUCCACGGCGACAAACAUUGCAGCAGCACAAGUCACACAUUGACGCCUUAUGACUUCAAAGAGACACAGCCCAAUGCUCCGGUUACAGAGAGAGACUCCACAGAUAGAGGCAAAGCUGAGGAGAAGUCCGGAGGAGACGGUGCAAAUCAGGGGGUUGCACCAGCUAAUGGGGGUCACGGUGGAGAGGCAGAGGGAGCACAAAAUCCGUCUCAUCACAACAAUGAGCCGGCCAAAGAGGCUGAGGGAGCCGGGGCAGGACCGGAUGCUGAGAAGAAGGAAAGGGACAUCGUGACCGUUGAGAGACUGCGCUGCAAGGAGCACGGCCAGGAAGGCUCCCUCUACUGCAAACCUGACGAGAAGAUCAUCUGCGUGGUGUGUGCGGUGCAGGGCGAGCACAAGGGCCACGAAAUCAUCACCCUCCAUGAAGCCUAUGCACUGCAGAAGAGCCGGCAGGGUUCUGACCUGUUGGGAUAUACGCAGCAGAUGGCAGAAAGGAUCAAGAUCAAGUGGACCAGCCCAGACAUCUCCAAAGAUGAGCUUGAAGAGUAUGUCAACAGUCAGUUUGAUGAACUUCGGAACUUGGUACAUCUGGAGGAGAGGAGGACCCUUCACUUAGUGGACCUCAAGGAAGCCUUUCUGACAGCAUCUGCUGCUGAAAAAAUCGCAGAGAUCACUUCAGAAACCGAGAAACUGCAAGAGGAAAUGGACAACAUCACACACCAGCUGUGCCUGCUGGAACAGGCCGAAUCUGUGGACCAACCCAUGGGACCUGCAGAGGUCCUUGCAGCAGUAGCUGGACCAGCCAGAAUGCUGGCUGCCCGAGCCGAGAGCAAAUCCUCUGGACCAACAGGACUUCAAAGACGAGGAUUCUGGACCGUCCAUGGACCACGCCCCCUGAUAGGAGCGGAUCGGCCUGCAUGUCCGUCCACCUGUCCGUCACGAUCUGCUUCAGCCAGCCGUCAGCAGAGCUGUGGAGCCGACCACCUCCCUGUCACUCACCCUCCCCCAACCGCCUCCCACUUCUAGAGCUGACCUUGAUCAAGGUUUCUGAGACGAAAAUGGAUGACCGUGUCUUCUCCUCUCAAACUUUAUAAAUUCUCACAAGCUACUAUUUCUCUUUAUCCGAAACACAUAAGUUAUGUUCAAUCAAUUACUAUCACACUCAAUUUCCAGCGUCAGCCAGAUCCUGGUGAGCCCAGCUGUCAGAGAGGAGUCUGGGUAGGCAGCAGAGCAGGAGCGUCUGUUAAGCCUAACAAAUGUCAGGAAUGGUAGAGUGUGACAGUGCCUUUUAUUUAUUCAGAAUAUCCCUUUGAUUCUGCUGCGUGCGCUCUCUGGACACUUUCAGACACAAAAAGGGAACUUUUCUCUGAUGCCGCGAUGCCUUACUGAAGAGGAAUUUACUGCAAGGAUUUUCUUUGGUGUUUGCUUUCUGUGUGGAUUUUGAUUGUUGAAAAGUGUCCUUGCGCCGUGCGUUCGUCUGCCCCCCCUCUCAUCCUUAAACAGUUCGCUCUGCCAGCUGAUUUCUAAUGCUUGUAAAUUUGUUUGCACUUCCCAAUGGGGUUUGUUAGAUCUGUCACCAGCAUCACGGGGACGUUUUGAUUUGUAUUGAUCGGGAAAUGUUGCUGAGUCUGGAUAAAAAUCGAACCGCAGCAAGACUGUGGCGCCGCUCGUCUCUGCUCUGUAUGUACUGUAAUGCAAAGCCUCAUUACUCCCAGCCAAUCUGCAGCAUAUGACGGAUUACAGUCCAUGGCUGCAAUUCUACCUUUACCCAGCCUGCCGCAUUUCCUCGUGACUCGCCGUCUCCGCACAUCAGCAGUUUGAUUUUAUUAUGAUUGAUGGUGUUGCCCCAAAUUUCGAAAGGAAUGGAUGUCACAAAUAAGAGAUGGGAUACGUUUGUGCUGCAGCUCGGAAAGGAUAAGCCCACCCAGGACGGAUCUCUGUGGGACAACAACCUUUAGGAAGAA